GGAACCCAAAGCGUGUCGAAGUGCUCCGGAUCCGGAUCCGCGCCGCGUCUUGCAUGCGACCGCGCGCUUCGGUAAAAUGGCUGUGUCUCGCGGAGCCUCGUGCUGGUUUGAUCGGUUUCUCUCUCGCGCUCUCGGUCUGUAAGAGGCCCUCCCUCCACACACACACACACACACACACAUACACACGGGCGUCGGUUAAAAUCAUUCCCGGGACCUUUAUUUAUAUUCUCCAGGAAACUUUUCACACUCGAGUCGCGUUCGGGAGAGCAGACCGACUCCGGUCUGAAAGUGGAAGGAAUGCUACGGGACGCGGGCACGUCUUUAUAAGAGCGCUGUGUUUAUAUUCAAAGUGACUCGCGGUGAAAGAGAGAGAGAUCAUGGCCGCUCAGGUCGCCACUCUCAACGCUAGCCCGCCCGCCGAACUCAAGAAGCCGGAGCGGGAGCCGCAGGACGGGCCGGUGCUCGGAGAGAAGCCGCAGGAGAGCACCGAAGCCGGAUCCCCGGGACAGAAGGAGCUGCAAGACGGGGCCGAUGUGGGGAACGCUGCUGCCGGGGGAGGAGGAGCAGGAGGCGACCCUGACAUGAAGAACGGCAGCGGGAACCCGUCCAGGGUGAACAAUAACAACAGCCAGAAUGAGCCGGACGGGAACAGCCACCCCGGCAUGGCUCCCCAACACCAGGGCGCCUUCCCUCCACCUCCGUACGGCUACAACCAGCACUACAACCGGCCCCCUUUUCAUCAACAUGGCGGACAACAAAGCCCUGGCAUGGCCGGGCCGGCGGUAAUGGACCCAUACCCGCCCAAUUCGCACGAGCACGGCUACCCGAACCACUUCAACAACUACAGCGCCUUCCCGAACCGGACUCCGUACCACCAGGGCCAGGGCUACGGCAUGAAUUCGCCGCGAAACAGCCAGCCGCCGGCGGCCGGGGGACAGCCGGGCAAGCAGCCGCCGCCGGGAGGAACUACGACGAUGGCUGCCGCCGCCGUCGCCGCUUCCUACAACAGCCAGAGGUACAGCAUGGGCACCCCUCAGCCCACGUCCACCCCGACGCUGAACCAGCUCCUGACCUCCCCCAGCUCGGCCCGGAGCUACCAGAGCUUCCCCGCAGGCGAGUUAGGCGGCCAGGAGGCGGCUGCCAAGGGACCGGGGGACAUGUGUAGCGUUAGCCAGUUCGGUGGGGGCCACCCGGCCUGGCAACAAAGAAGCCAUCACCCUCCUCCCAUGAGCCCGGGAAACACCGGACAAGCCCUCAACAGGACCCAGCCUCCAGGCCCCAUGGACCAGGUGGGUAAAAUUCGAGGGCAACAUUAUGGUGGUGGAAACCCCUACUCUCAGCAGCAGGGGCCUCCCCCUGGCUCCCAGCAGGGUCCUCCUUACCCAGGACAGGGUUACGGUGCCCCGGGACCCCAGAGGUAUCCUAUGAGCAUGCAGGGCCGCACUCCCGGAAGCAUGAGCGGAAUACAGUACGGACAACAGAUUGGCUUUGGACAGCAUGGCCCCAGUGGUUAUGCUCAGAACCAAGGUGGCUACUACGGACAACAGGGCCCUUCACCUCACGGAGGCCCCCAGCCGUCUCCAUACCCCCAGCAGCCCUCCACUGGAGCGGCCUCUCAGCCCCCUUACUCCCAGCAACCCCCUGGCCCUCCCCAUGGCCAGAGUGGGCCCCCUUACGUUCCCCCUCAGGGCCAGCCUCCAUACUCCCAGACUCCACAGCCACAGUCGGGACAGCCAGCCUUCCCCCAGUCCCAGGGUCCCCCUCAGUCACAGGGUCCGUCUCAGGGCCAGCAGGGGUCGCAGCCCGGAUACACUCAACCACCUUCCGGUCCAGGGCAGCCUCCUCAGCAGCAGGGGCCCUCACAACAGCCGCAAGGCCCGCCACAAUCGCAGCCGCCCGUCUCGGCGCCCCCUCCGUCAUCCCAGCAAGCUUCAGGACAGGGUCAGCCCUCACCUUACUCCCAAACCCCUCCACUGCAGUCUCAGCAGCAGCAGCAGUCGCCCUUCCAGCGCUUUCCUCCGCCACCUCAGGAGCUGUCUCAAGACUCCUUCAGCUCUCAGUCUUCAGCUCCUUCCUCCAAUCAGCCCAUGGGGUCCGUGAAGGGCGGUCCAGAGGAGACCAUGCAGGGACGACCCUCCAGCCUGCCUGAUCUGUCGGGCUCCAUCGAUGAUCUCCCCACAGGCACGGAGGGCGCGCUGAGUCCGGGGGUCAGCACGUCAGGAGUGUCCAGCAGUCAGGGGGAGCAGAGUAACCCGGCGCAGUCGCCCUUCUCGCCCCGAAACCAGAUGCCCCCUCGACCCUCGAGUGUCCAGUCGGAUGGUAUUUUACAUUCUUCCAUGGGUCAGGAUAGAGUAUACAUGAGGAACCCUCAGAUGCCAUACAGCUCUCCUCAACCCGGGUCAACUUUAUCCCCACGGCAGUCAUCUGGAGGCCAAAUGCAUGGUGGGAUGGGUUCCUUUCCACAAAACAACUCCAUGGGCAACUAUGGGCCACAGGGUGGCCAGUACGGACCACAAGGUUACCCAAGGCCACCAGGUUAUGGAGGCAUGCCUAAUGCUAACUAUCCGGGUGGUCCUGGCAUAGGCGGCUCCAUGAACCCUAUGGCUGGUCAGGGUGGAGGAGGGUCGUAUGGAGGGAUGCCUCCAGGACGCAUGGGUCCGGGGCAGAUGGGUACAAGGCCGUACGGCCCUGGCAUGGGCCCCAACAUGGGCCCUAACAUGGGCGGCAUGCCUCCUCAGGUGGCGUCAGGAAUGUGUCCGCCGCCUGGGAUGAACAGAAAGCCUCAGGAUCCCGCAGCAGCGGCAGGGAUGCACCAUGGCCUAUCCAACUCCAUACACAGACCGCCUGGAUAUCCCAACAUGAACCAAGGAAUGAUGGGAGCCGGGUCUCCGUAUGCCCCGCCCAUGAACAGCAUGCAGGGUAUGAUAAAUCAAGCGGGACCGUAUCCCAUGCCCGGAAACAUGUCCAAUAACUCUGCCGGCAUGGCUCCCAGUCCAGAGUUUGGCAUGGACAAACUCAACCAACCUCAGAAGUUGAAUAACAAGGUGGAUGGGACGCCUAAGACCGAAUCGAAAAAGAAGUCCAGUUCCUCGACCACCACUAAUGAGAAGAUAACCCGUCUGUACGAGCUGGGUCCAGAACCGGAGCGCAAAAUGUGGGUGGAUCGUUACCUUGCGUUUGCUGAGGAGAAAGCCAUGGGCAUGACCAAUCUCCCCGCUGUGGGCCGUAAGCCCCUCGACCUCUUCCGCCUCUACGUGUCUGUCAAAGAGAUUGGCGGCCUCACUCAGGUGAACAAGAAUAAGAAGUGGAGGGAAAUGGCCACUAACCUGAAUGUGGGCACAUCCAGUAGUGCUGCCAGCUCUCUGAAGAAACAGUACAUCCAGUGUCUGUACGCCUUCGAGUGCAAGAUCGAGCGAGGGGAAGACCCGCCGCCCGAAAUCUUCAACAAUGACCCUAAAAAGAAUCAGGCCAAGGUCCAGCCUCCUUCACCAGCUGGAUCAGGAUCGUUACAGGGUCCUCAGACACCUCAGUCGACCAGCAGUUCUAUGGCCGAAGGGGGAGACCUGAAGCCCCCUACACCUGCCUCAACACCGCACAGUCAGAUGCCACCCAUGCCUGGUCCUAGGAGCAGUGUGAAUUUGCAGGACCCUUUUGCUGAUGGUGGGGAUCCAGCUUUUCCCAGACGUAACUCUGUGACCCCCAAUUCAGGUUAUCAGCCUGGUAUGGGUGGACCAGACAUGAUGGGCCGCAUGGGGCCUUUUGAGCCCAAUAAGGACCCCUUUGGUGGUAUGAGAAAAGCAGGUGAGCAGUUCAUGAGCCCAGGUCAAGGCCCAAACAGUGGCAUGGGUGAACAAUAUAACCGAGGCCCCCCAGGACCUAUGGGAAAUAUUCCGAUGGGUCAAAGACAACAGUACCCAUUUGGUCCAGGAUUUGACAGACGACCAGAAUCGAGUAUGGGCCCAGAUGUCAGUGUGGGUCCACAGCCUAACAUGAUGCCUUCAGAUACAGGGAUGUACUCACCCAACCGGCCCCCUCAGCAGCAGAGGCUUGAUUCUUACAGUAAUCAGUACCCUGGCCAAGGUGCUCCCCCUAGUGGACCAUACCCAAACCAACAGUCAGGAAUGUACCCACAACAGCAACCGAAUUACACACAGAAGAGACCAGUUGAUGGUGUUUACGGUCCUCCUGCAAAGCGUCAUGAAGGGGACAUGUACCCUUUCAGUGGUCAGCAGCAGGGACCCCAGGCCCCAGGUGGACCUCAGUCCCAACCAGAUAUGUAUAACCAGUAUAAUGCCUAUCCAGGUUCCGACAGACGCCCACCAGGCCCACAGGGCCAGUUUCCUUUUGGUUUCGGGAGAGAUCGAGGACCUAACACGGGCGGUCCAAACUCCCAACCCUCCAUGCCACCACAGAUGAUGGGUAGCUCCAUGAGUGGCUCCAUGCCUUCAGUCCCCGAUGGACCCCAAGGUCCCAUGUGGCCUGGGCGUAAUGAGAUGAACUACCCAAACUAUCAUAAUCGCCAGGGGCCCCCUGGUGUCCCUUCCCAAAGUCAAGGCUACCAUGGCAUGAAUCGUUCUGAAGACAUGAUGCCUUCAGACCAGCGCAUGAACCACGAGGGACCUUGGGCUGGCCAUGUUAACCAGCGGCAGCCCCCAUACGGGCCUGGAGCCUCUGGGCCACAGAUGGCCAGACCUCUUCAGUCCAACUAUCAAUCCUCCCAGAACCACAUUCCACAAGUGUCUAGCCCUGCACCCAUGCCAAGACCAAUGGAGAACAGGACCUCGCCCAGUAAGUCUCCAUACAUGCACACGGGGAUGAAAAUCCAGAAGGCUGGACCUCCAGUUCCUGCAUCGCACAUUGCCCAGGCGCCAGUGCAGCCCCCUCUGAUUCGGAGAGAUGUGGCAUUCCCACCAGGUUCAACAGAGGCCACGCAGCCCAUUCUGAAACCGCGUCGUCGGCUUACCAUGAAGGAUAUUGGAACACCAGAGGCCUGGAGAGUCAUGAUGUCCCUCAAAUCAGGCUUGUUAGCAGAGAGCACUUGGGCUUUGGAUACCAUUAAUAUUCUUCUUUAUGAUGACAACAGCAUUUCUAACUUUAAUCUGAACCAGCUUCCUGGCUUCCUUGAACUCAUUGUUGAGUAUUUCCGAAGGUGCCUCAUUGAGAUCUUUGGCAUCUUGAAAGAGUAUGAGGUUGGAGACCCUGGGCAGCGUACGCUAAUUGACCCAGAUGCCAUUGACCCCGAGAUGUCUGAUGAGGAGGGGCCAGAGGCAGAGCAGAUGGAAGAGGAGGACGAGGAUGACGAUGAAGAUGUAGAGAACAACACUGUGCAGACGUCACAGGUCCAGGUCAAGCAAGAGAAAGAGGAGCUCACACAUGUAGAAGAGAGGGAAGGUGAGGAUACUUCAUGCAAAGAUCAUCUCAGAUCAUCCACCCCAUUGCAGGACACCAGUGCCUCCCAGGAGAGGCCAAAGCAGGCUAGUAAAUUUGACAAGCUUCCCAUCAAGAUAUUGAGGAAAAAAGACCCAUUUGUGAUUGGGUGCACUAGUAAAUUGGGUCGGCGACAAGCCUUUGAUAGUGGUCUUAUCCAUUGGAGUGUAGGUGGUGGUGACACCACAGAACACAUACAAACCCAUUUUGAGAGCAAGAUGGAGCUCUUGAAGCAUCGGAAACGGGUGCCAGUGAAUGUUGAGCCACGUAAGAAGGUGUCUCAUGUAGUGGAGACUGUUACAGAGGAUGCUGAGAAGGCUCAGACAAACGAAGAGCAGCAACAAGUACAACCUCAGCCAUCCCCAGUCCAACCAUCGUCCGAAGGUAAAAGCACUACAACAGCAAGCACGUCGACGAGUAUAACGGCCACCAUUGAUGAUGUGCUGUCGGCUCGGCAAGGCUCCGUGACGGAGGAAGCGGUCCGAGGCAACCAGGGCAGCGACAAAGAGAAGAAUAUGUUUCUCUUUGGCAUCGAUCUUGCACAACAGAGUCGCAAUAUCAAGAUCUUGGAGGACGAGCCGCACAGCAAGGACGAGACCCCGCUCUGUACGCUCUUGGAUUGGCAGGAUUCCCUCGCCCGCCGCUGCAUCUGCGUUUCCAACAUUGUUCGCAGUCUUUCCUUCAUUCCUGGGAAUGAUCUGGAGAUGUCGAAGCAUCCCGGACUUUUGCUGUUACUUGGCCGGCUGGUGCUGUUGCAUCACUGGCAUCCUGAACGCAAGCAGGCCCCGGUUACUUAUGAGAAAGAGGAAGAGGAAGAUGAAGGGUUCAGGUGCGAGCGAGAUAAGUGGUGGUGGGACUGUCUCGAGGUUCUGCGGGAAAACUGCUUGGUCACGUUAGCAAACAUCUCAGGUCAGCUGGACCUGUCCAUCUACCCUGAAAGUAUUUGCCUGCCGCUGCUGGACGGCCUGCUCCACUGGGCUGUGUGCCCUUCGGCGGAAGCGAUCGACCCCUUCCCCACGCUGGGGCUCAACGGGACACUGUCUCCCCAGAGACUCGUCCUGGAAACCCUCAGCAAGCUUAGCAUCCAGAAUAACAAUGUUGACCUCAUUCUGGCUACGCCGCCUUUCAGCCGUUUGGAGAAGCUCUACGGCUUCCUCGUGCGCAUGGUUGGCGACCGCAAAGUGCCCGUCUGCCGGGAGAUGGUGGUGGUGCUGCUAGCCAACCUGGCGCAAGGCGACAGCGUCGCGGCCCGGGCUAUUGCUGUGCAGAAAGGCAGCGUUGGAAACCUUCUUGGCUUCUUGGAGGACAGUCUUGCAGCCACCCAGUUCCAACAGAGUCAGGGCUCAUUGAUGCACUUACAAGGUGCACACUUCGAGCCCACUAGUGUGGACAUGAUGCGGCGGGCGGCACGUGCCCUGCACGCCCUUGCCAAAGUGGAAGAGAACCACUCGGAGUUCACGCUGUACGAGUCACGGCUACUGGACAUAUCGGUGUCCCCACUCAUGAACUCUUUGGUGUCCCAUGUAAUCUGUGACGUACUUUUUCUGAUCGGCCAGUCAUGACAGCCGUGGGGGCGAUCAUGUUUUUCCCCACUCGUUUUUUUUAAUGUGUGUGUGUCUGCGUGAGUGGAGAAAAUUUAAGAGCGAAACUGACUGACUGUAUGUUCAUUUUUUUUAAUUUAUGCAAAAUCACCUCAGAUUCCAAUGUCUAUCCUUGUCUACCCUUGCUUUGCUCUCAAGGACGGAUAAAAGUCGUGAUGGAUUUAACAUGUAUGGAUAAGAAUUAAACUAACAUGGAUGUGCCGAUCGAGAUCCUCGCCUGCAAGAGUGCGCUGCCCUUUGGACUUGUUUUUGUAAGGAAAAAUAAAAUUACAAAAAAGACACAAAAAAAACAACGAAACUGUAACCAAAGUUGCUGUCACGUUUACAGUGAGUUUGGGGAAAAACCGUGCCCGUAUUCACCUUCCGGGUGAGGACAGGCACGGAGACGACCAUUAUCUGGUUCUUGGAGGCUAAAUGGACUCUCAGACUCUGGUGUGUGGUAUAAAUUGCUGUAACUUGGAUUAUAUAUGCUUAGCCCUAAAGGAACCAGGUCGUUGGCUGUGAACAGACAUGUAAAUGGGAGGCCUGUGCAGUAGAUUGUAGGACUUUUUUCUGUACUGUACACCUUAAAACU
Molecule: messenger RNA, 7602 nt
Organism: Sinocyclocheilus anshuiensis
Lineage: Eukaryota; Metazoa; Chordata; Actinopteri; Cypriniformes; Cyprinidae
Product: AT-rich interactive domain-containing protein 1A-like
Exons: 20
Coding region: 378-6989 (2203 amino acids)
Biological process (GO): positive regulation of DNA-templated transcription; regulation of transcription by RNA polymerase II; chromatin remodeling
Cellular component (GO): SWI/SNF complex; nucleoplasm; nBAF complex
Molecular function (GO): nucleosome binding; DNA binding
Source: RefSeq, a predicted model, not a curated record